Diceros bicornis minor is the source of this 732-nucleotide messenger RNA. RefSeq lists its product as uncharacterized. Lineage: Eukaryota; Metazoa; Chordata; Mammalia; Perissodactyla; Rhinocerotidae. The transcript has 2 exons. The record is from RefSeq and is a predicted model, not a curated record. The coding region runs from base 1 to 732 and encodes 243 amino acids.
AUGGCCAGUGAGGCCCAGGGGCGCGGGGCGGACGAGGCCCGGCCACGCCCGCACGGGAGGGAUGCUCCGGGGCCGCGGGCCCGGGGGCGGGGCGGGGGGCCCCGGAGCGAGGGGGCGGGCCCGCGCCGGCCGUCUCCGCGGGAGGGGGAGGGGAGGGGCGGCGCACGUCACGUCGCGCCGCACACCGCCCGCCGCCGCCUCGUCCAGCAGUCACUCGUGGAGCCCGCACCGCCUUUGCGCGCGCGACCCUUACAUAAGCGUCCCCCGCUGCGGCGCCGGCGCACGCCCACCCGCUCCGACCCGCCGCGGGAAGAGGAAGGUGCGCGGCGCCGCCGGCACUCACCUCCUCGCUGCCGCCGCAAGUCGUCGCCACCGCCUCUACCGCCGCUGCCUCCACUGACAGGGAACAGCUGCGGUCUCCGCGCAACCGAACUUGCUGCAGUCUCGGCCCCGCCUUACGGACUUCUUAUUGGCUCAGGCAGCCAAACCCCUCCUGUUAUUGGACAGUGUCCUCCGUCACUCACCACUCUCCCGCCCAGGACUCCUCCCUACACCCCCCUGCCCGUCACGUUUAAGCCUUGGCGCCCCACGUCAGCCCCGCCCCUCGCGUCCCCGGCGGGCCCCUGGAUUGGAGACGAGGCCGGCAGAGCCCGCCCCUUGCGCACCACCGCCUACUCCUCUGUCUCCAGAGCCCCACGUGGGCCGCACGGCUGCAGCCGCGGCCCCCAAUAG